AUGGCUCCGCCACCUGCGGUGCUGGAAGCGGACCACCAGGUCUACGACGACGGCAUCCCGGAAGGGACCGGGGUAGACCUGAGAGUGGCGGUACGUAGGCUCAAGGCCAGGAAUACCGCCCCAGGACCCGAUGGCUUGCCUGGCAAAGCCUGGGUCCUGGCCUCGGAGGCUCUCGGGCCCCGACUGGAGGGGCUCCUAAGCGCAUGCUUGGAGACAGGCCAAUUCCCGCUUCGUUGGAAGACGGGGAAGCUGGUCCUCAUUCGGAAGCCGGGGCGCCCUGCGGACUCUCCGUCCGCAUACCGGCCCGUGGUGCUGCUCGACGAGGUGGGCAAGCUCUUUGAAAGAGUCAUUGCAAACCGCCUCGCCGAGCACCUUGCGGGGACGGGGCCGGAUCUUGCGGAACACCAGUUUGGUUUCCGCAAGAGGCGCUCUACGGUGGACGCCAUCAUACGCGUGAGAGCCCUCACGACGGGUGAUGCAGUGGCCAGGGGGGGGUUGUUUUGGCGGUGUCUCUCGACAUCGCCAACGCCUUCAACUCCAUGCCCUGGAGCUGCAUUAGGGAGGCACUCCGGUAUCACCGGGUGCCGAGCUAUCUCCGUCGUAUAG
This is a messenger RNA of Parnassius mnemosyne (clouded apollo), 606 nucleotides long. The record is from the annotation of a GenBank genome assembly. Lineage: Eukaryota; Metazoa; Arthropoda; Insecta; Lepidoptera; Papilionidae.